GUUUUUUUUUUACCCCCAGCUAUUUUUUUCUUUCGUUUAGAUAUCGACGAAUGUACUACAAAUGUGCACAACUGCGACUCAUUGGCUGUUUGUAACAACACUGUUGGAUCUUUUUAUUGUACAUGCAUUGCAGGGUAUGAAGGAAACGGUACAGCUUGUAUAGGUGAGAGAUGUUUCUAUGUUCUCUAUGGCAAUGCACUGCUAGGUUUAAGGACGCGAUUUUUUAUGAGUUGAAAGCAACUGAUAAAGAGUUUCAUUGGUGAAACCUGAAACAAUGAAACUACUCGAAAUUUCUGCUCGUUUCUAUGAUUCUAUAGAUAUCGACGAAUGUGCAAUAUCAGCUCAUAACUGUCAUGGAGUUGCUUACUGUUUUAACACUCCGGGAUCAUUCAGCUGUGAGUGCCGAAAAAGCUACAUUGGUGAUGGGAUAUCAUGUGAGCCCUUUGGUAAGAAUGAUGUCAAAUUACAGUGA
This is a messenger RNA of Pocillopora meandrina, 472 nucleotides long. Lineage: Eukaryota; Metazoa; Cnidaria; Anthozoa; Scleractinia; Pocilloporidae. The record is from the annotation of a GenBank genome assembly.